AUGUCGCACAUUGUUGAGCACCUGAAUGCGCCAAGCACAUAUCGCGACUCGCGCGCGCGAAGCUCGGCGAUUGAGCAGCAGAUGGCGAUCGCACAGAGCUCGACGCUGUACAUUGGCAACCUCUCGUUUUACACGACGGAGGAGCAAAUGUACGAGCUCUUUGCGCGCGUUACGCACGUCGUAGGUGGCGGCGGCAUCAAGCGAAUUAUCAUGGGCCUCGACCGCAACACCAAGACGCCGUGUGGAUUCGCGUUCGUCGAAUUUUAUACGCACGAGGAGGCCGUCGACUGCAUGCGCUUCGUGUCGGGCACCAAGCUCGACGAGCGUGUUAUCCGCUGCGACUUGGACCCCGGCUACCGCGACGGUCGCCAGUACGGCCGCGGGCGCUCUGGCGGCCAGGUGCGCGACGAGUACCGCCAGGAAUACGAUGCCGGCCGCGGCGGCUGGGGCCACAAUAAGCUGCGCGAGGAAGAGGAAAAGAAGCGGCAGGAGGCGAUGGAGCGUGAGCGCGAGCGCCACGAGCGCCGCGAGGAGGUGUACCGCGAAGACAAGGACGCCAUCGAUGCGCACAAGGCGCCCAGCGGCGCCGAUGGCGAGUACUACGAGACGGAGCACGCCGAGCGUGCUGGCCCUGCGCCGGAGCCUGAGCCGUCGGCCAAGCGCGCCCGCGCCGAUGACGAGGCGGAGGCCGACACGUCGGAGGCCAAGGUGGCGCGCACCGACGAGUAG
Molecule: messenger RNA, 729 nt
Organism: Malassezia sympodialis ATCC 42132
Lineage: Eukaryota; Fungi; Basidiomycota; Malasseziomycetes; Malasseziales; Malasseziaceae
Gene: CBC2
Product: nuclear cap-binding protein subunit CBC2
Biological process (GO): mRNA cis splicing, via spliceosome
Cellular component (GO): nuclear cap binding complex
Molecular function (GO): RNA cap binding
Source: RefSeq, a predicted model, not a curated record